Messenger RNA from Humulus lupulus (European hop), 2726 nucleotides. Its product is annotated as tRNAse Z TRZ4, mitochondrial-like. The transcript is spliced from 12 exons. Gene Ontology annotation, molecular function: 3'-tRNA processing endoribonuclease activity. Gene Ontology annotation, cellular component: mitochondrion. Bases 181 to 2499 code for a protein of 772 amino acids. Lineage: Eukaryota; Viridiplantae; Streptophyta; Magnoliopsida; Rosales; Cannabaceae. Gene Ontology annotation, biological process: mitochondrial tRNA 3'-end processing. The record is from RefSeq and is a predicted model, not a curated record.
CCUCCACCUCCUUAAAUCCACUCUCUUUUUCUUCGCUUCAUAAACCCAACGCAUGCUGCUCUUUCCUUAUCUAUCUUCUUCUCAAAGACGACCACGUUUCAAUCCCCACCCUCCUCGUGGCCCUGGCCGGAGAAACAUAAGCACUUUCAGAAAGAGGAAAAGCCGCGAAAGAGAAGGCCAAUGAAAGGGAAGAAUGGGUCUUCUGGGUUCAACAAGAGAAGGGCUGAUGGACGGGACAAGGACGAUAAGCCCAAGAAGACUCCGCACUUGGAAACGCCCAAGCUCAAUCCUUCAAACACCACUAGUUAUUUGCAGAUACUGGGGACUGGAAUGGACACCCAAGAUACAUCACCUUCGGUGUUGCUUUUCUUUGACAGUGUGAGAAUUAUCUUUAAUGCGGGAGAGGGUUUACAACGGUUUUGCACAGAGCAAAAGAUCAAGUUGUCUAAGAUAGAUCACAUAUUUCUCUCUCGUGUAUGCUCUGAGACUGCAGGUGGUCUUCCAGGUUUGCUUUUGACUUUGGCUGGUGUUGGUGAAGGAUUGUCGGUUUGUGUAUGGGGCCCAUCAGAUCUGAAUUACUUAGUUGAUGCAAUAAGGUCUUUCAUCCCAAACGCUGUUAUGAUUCAUACAGAGAGCUUUGAAGCCUCACUUGGCUCCAUUGUUCUUAUGAAUAAUGGGGUCGUAAAAAUAUCAGCUAUUGUUUUACAACCAACUCUUUCAGGAGGAAAGCCUGGUGAUAUGUCUGUAGUAUAUGUUUGUGAAUUACCUGAAAUCAAGGGGAAAUUUGACGAUGAAAAAGCCCUGGCUUUGGGUGUUGGAGUUGGGCCAAAGCGUGGUCGACUUUGUAAAGGAGAAUCAGUAAAGUCGGACUGCCAAGAUAUCAUGGUUCAUCCAAGUGAUGUAAUGGGAUCCUCUCUUCCUGGUCCCAUUGUACUUCUUGUAGACUGCCCAAAGGAAUCUCAUUUGAAACAGCUGUUGUCCACAGAGUAUUUCAAUAAUUAUUUUGGAGAUUUCUCAGGUUCACCUGAGAGUUCUAAGUUGGUGAGUUGUAUUAUACAUUUGAGUCCCGCAUCUGUAGUUAGCAGUCCGGACUACCAGAAUUGGAUGAAGAGAUUUGGUUCAGCACAGCAUAUAAUGGCUGGACAUGAAAGGAAGAAUGUGAGAAUUCCAAUUCUCAAAUCAAGUGCAAGAAUUACAGCAAGGCUUAAUUAUUUAUGUCCCCAGUUCUUUUCAAGUCCAGAUCUUUGUUCAUCAAACUCCAUUGUUUCAAGUGAGGAUUCUGAUCUAAAGCUGUGUGAAAGCAUUGCUGCUGAAAAUCUUCAGAAGUUCGUUUUGCUACCUCAUAGUAAGCACGGAUUGGAUAAAUCUUGUGUACCAAGUUUGUUGGUACCCACAGAAAUUAUUGAUGAAUUACAUUCUGAGAUUCCAGACAUUGUAGUUGCCGCCCAAAAUGUUAGUCAGUUGUGGCAUGCAUCCACCGGAGCAACAGGAGAAUUAAGUUCUGCUCAAGAUGUUAAGUUUAGUGUUGAAGGGCCGUGGUUGCAUGACAAUACUCUUCCUAGCUGUCUGGAAAAUAUAGGAAGAGAGGACUUGGAGGUUGUCUUUCUUGGGACUGGAUCAUCUCAGCCAUCAAAAUAUCGGAAUGUCAGCUCUAUCCAUAUCAAUCUUUUCUCAAAAGGGGGUUUGCUUUUAGAUUGUGGUGAAGGAACCUUAGGACAGCUUAAACGAAGAUAUGGUGCUUAUGAUGCUGAUGAUGCGGUGAGAGGUCUGAGGUGCAUUUGGAUUUCCCACAUUCAUGCUGAUCACCAUGCAGGCUUGGCAAGAAUACUUGCCCAUCGAUGUGAAUUAUUGAAAGAAGUGCCUCAUGAACCAAUACUUGUUGUAGGACCGAGACAGCUUAAGAGAUUUUUAGAUGCAUACCAAACACUUGAAGACUUGGACAUGAUUUUUCUUGACUGUGAGCACACCACAAAAGAUUCAGUUGACAAUGUCACAGAAAUAAAGAGCUUAAAGAAAAUGCUCGGUGAUGCUGGUUUGGAGGCCUUGAUUAGUUUUCCUGUUGUUCAUUGCACACAGGCAUUCGGUGUUGUGUUGAAGGCAGCUGAGAGAACUAAUAGUGUCGGAAAAGCCAUUCCAGGAUGGAAGAUUGUCUAUUCUGGCGACACUAGGCCCUGUCAAGAAUUGAGAGAAGCAUCUCAUCGUGCUACUAUUCUUAUACAUGAGGCAACAUUUGAGGAUGGAAUGUUAGAGGAGGCAAAGAAAAAAAAGCACAGCACAACAAAAGAAGCCAUUGAAGUGGGCAACUCUGCUGAAGCUUAUAGAAUAAUUCUCACCCAUUUCAGCCAAAGAUAUCCCAAAAUUCCAGUAUUUGAUGAGACACACAUGCACAACACGUGCAUCGCAUUUGACAUGAUGAGCGUCAACUUAGCAGAUUUGCCUGUGCUCCCAAGAGUACUUCCAUAUCUGAAGAUGCUUUUUAGAAACGAGAUGGCUCUGUAGUGUAAUGUAAUUCGGUUUCCUCUUCAUCUCACUAUAGUUUGAUUUAUCUACUAAUUCUUUUUUUUUUCCCGUAUGGAAUAAGUUGACAAAGAAAGUAGUUAUUUUUUUCCUUACUCUUGUGUAAUUUGUAGUGUCAUUGUAAUAUUCUUUGAGGGGAUUCACUAUAAUUAUAUAUAGUGAAUUAAUUUGUAAAAAAAAUUGACCGAAUAAUCCUAGUUGAGUUGACA